AUGAGGGAUGAAAUUGCAACAACAGUCUUCUUUGUGACAAGAUUAGCGAAAAAACAUGAUAAAUUGAGUAAACAGCAAAUAGAAGACUUUGCGGAAAAGCUGAUGACAAUCUUGUUUGAAACGUACAGAACUCACUGGCACUCUGAUCGCCCUUCUAAAGGGCAAGCCUUCAGGUGUAUCAGGAUAAACAAUAAUCAGAAUAAAGAUCCUAUUCUAGAAAGGGCUUGUGCUGAAAGUAAUGUGGAUUUUUCUCACCUGGGACUUCCAAAGGAGAUGACCAUAUGGGUCGAUCCCUUUGAAGUGUGCUGUAGGUACGGUGAGAAAAAUCAUCCAUUUACAAUUGCUUCUUUCAAAGGCAGAUGGGAGGAAUGGGAAUUAUCCCAACAAAUCAGUGAUGCUGUCAGUAGAGCCACGUUAGAUUACUCCUCUGGCACGUCCUCUGAUGAUGAGGAAAGUUGUAACAAAGAACCUCAGAUAAUUCCUAAAGUCAGCAAUCCAAAGAGCAUUUACCAGGUUGAAAACUUGAAACAGCCCUUUCAGGCUUGGUUCCAAAUGCCCCACAAAAAGAAUAUGGCGGCUGGGCGUAUGGGCCUCCUGGGAAGUGCUUAUCAUGCGUUGCAUAAGAACCCUAAGGGUCAUAGGCCAGCUGCUGUACCCCGCGUGGACAGGUACCACUGGGUCAACGCGAACCGGUAA
This is a messenger RNA of Camelus dromedarius (Arabian camel), 696 nucleotides long. RefSeq names its product BTG anti-proliferation factor 4 (gene BTG4). The transcript is spliced from 4 exons. Gene Ontology annotation, cellular component: nucleus; cytoplasm. Gene Ontology annotation, biological process: negative regulation of cell population proliferation; negative regulation of mitotic cell cycle. NCBI's taxonomy places the organism in Eukaryota, Metazoa, Chordata, Mammalia, Artiodactyla, Camelidae. The record is from RefSeq and is a predicted model, not a curated record. The coding region runs from base 1 to 696 and encodes 231 amino acids.